AUGGAUGUGGUGACGGAAGGGCGAGAGCCAGUAGCUGUAGAGGCGCUAGGUUUUCCUUUGCUCAGACUUGUUGUCGAAGCGCGCAAUGAGCACGGCUUGAGACAGCAAGAUUGGUCGCGAUACCGCCAAUAUUGUGCAACGAAGACGAAGCGUGUGCGGUCAGCUCUAGAACUCACCCAUGGCGUUACGCCCAAGGCACACGGCAAGCCGGUGAGCGGACGCCGGUCCAAACGGGCGAAACGCAUUACGCCGACGAUGCAGAGCGAAGUGGAUAAAAAACGCGACCAUACAUUUGUUCGGCGUGACAUUGGUCUGGACCAUGUUACGAAUACGCGUCCUUUGGAACUCCUGCUUUUUGAGAGCGAGCACUGCUGGGCCGCAGCCGAAGAGCUGGCAGCCACGCAGAAUGAAGCGCGAAGCUCAAAGCUGCGCCGCAGUAGCAUGGGACGCGCGCGACGUGCCAUCCAGUACGCGGAUAAGCUUCACAAACUUGCAGAAGCUCUUCCUGCACUCACCGCCAUGUCACGGGCUCAGUGUCUCGCAUAUGUAGGUCUUGUUCGUGGUGCAUACGCUUUUCUUCAUGGUAACUGGGAACAGACGCUUCGCGUAUCUGCAGCGACGCGUUGUCUUUUGACAAUUAUCAGUGAGUGUAGCACGACAAGCCGUGACGAAGCACUUGCCAGCAGUUUUCUCGACUCGCUUGACGCCCAGAUUCGCUUUGCUGUGUAUUCACUGGGUGCACAAGAUGAUGCGUCUGAACGUGCAUCUGACUACUCAGCUUGUGAGGCCACGCUGCCUGGCUUUCACCGCGUCACAGAAGCGCUCAAAGCGGCUCAUCCAUCGUCUAUGUCGUCGUUGACGCCCUUUGAGCUGCACUGGCGCGCACAAACGAUCCCGAUCCAUUCGCUCGAGCUGCAUGAUGUAAUUCUGCGUGUAAAAGCAGAGGAGGCUGCUCUUGCACAGUUUGUGACUCCGACAACCAAGGCCCAGACGUCUAGCCAGGAAGCUAGUGGUAAGACCACGAACACAGCUUCGGCAACGUCCAAACGCGCUCGCCUGUCCCACGCGGAACGAAAUGCCAAGCGCCGUGGCCACGCACAUUACACGCAUAACUCGUACGCGAAUCGUGCUGAGCUCGAUCCGUUUGACCGCGUUCUAGCCGCCUUGACAGAUGCCGAAUCAAUGGCACGAGUCCUUGUGGAUGACAAUAGCCAAGCAUUGGCGAAGACUCAUUCUGCUCGUUACGAGGCGACUGGCUUUCAGCUGAGGCGUGUGCAUGAAUGGCUUGUGUACCGCCUGCUGGCUGUGCGCAUUGCGCGGAAUGUGCGUCUUUGGGAUGAUAUUCAGUCGCGCGCUGCGAAGCGCGAGAUGCGUGCGAAAUCCCUCGUUGAUGAUCGUACGCACCGACGCACGAGGCGACAAAAGGGUCUUGCACCUGCUGUGGUACGAGCCAAGCUCUCUCGACAAUAUGGGCAUAGUGGCACUCGGAGGCGUGCAAGAGUAUCUCGUGAAAGGCGUCUGCAGCGUGCAUUGGAAGUAGCCGCGCAGCAGUCUGAGCGUCGGCGCUUGCGCCUUGUCCCAGGCAUUGCCAAGCUUCUCGACAGUAUAGACAGCAGUCUGCUUGCCAUGGGCGGCUUGGUCAUGGUCGAAGGUGAACCGGAUGUAUCGAGUCUUUUAGAGGCAAAACGCUUCUAUUACUGCUCAGAAUUGCUACGUCAGUUAGCUGGUGCAUUUACACAGCAUGGACAAUGUGCUGAGGCGCUCGUGCUUUUACAGCGCGCCGACUUGUAUGUCCGACAAGCACAACAGUCGUUGGAACUCGCUCAUGGUGCGGAAGAUGAAGACCAUAUCUUUGCACCGCACCUACUAGCAUCUGAUGUCCUGACGCACCAGACGGAGCGAUUACGCAGUAUGCGAGAAUACGCGCAAGCAACCGUCCAACGACAAGUGUUGCCCUUGACCCCAUCUUCAUCGAUGCGGUCGACGAAGGGUGGGCAGUCUGUGUACUACCAUGCCUUGCGCCAUGUGUCGUUCGACCAGGUGGACCUUGACUAUGCAUUGGAACAGGCUCGUGCGCACGCAAAUGCUGCCCGAGUUGAUCACGAUGUCGACGGUAUGCACACGACUACUGAUCUGUUAGCCGGACAAGAGCCGAUGGCGCUGGAUACAGCGAACGAGGAAGAGGUGAUCAAUAACAAGUCAACGGCUGAUACCGUGCGCUUGGUCUCCGAAGAACAGUCAGUCGCCGAUACUCGUUUCUCUAACGAAACCUCCGUCGCUGUUGCACCUGUGCCUGAAACUGUGCCGUCAGCAGAUUCCUUGACGGCGCCAUUCGAUCCUGCAAACGCGUAUGAGGAAGAAGAAGAGCUGCGCCAGGAGCGUGAGCGAAAGUCUCGGAGCUGGCUUAGCUGGUGGCUUGGCCGCUAG
Messenger RNA from Malassezia globosa CBS 7966, 2427 nucleotides. RefSeq lists its product as uncharacterized. NCBI's taxonomy places the organism in Eukaryota, Fungi, Basidiomycota, Malasseziomycetes, Malasseziales, Malasseziaceae. Gene Ontology annotation, biological process: SRP-dependent cotranslational protein targeting to membrane. The transcript has a single exon. Bases 1 to 2427 code for a protein of 808 amino acids. The record is from RefSeq and is a predicted model, not a curated record. Gene Ontology annotation, cellular component: signal recognition particle, endoplasmic reticulum targeting. Gene Ontology annotation, molecular function: signal recognition particle binding; 7S RNA binding; endoplasmic reticulum signal sequence receptor activity.